Nelumbo nucifera (sacred lotus) is the source of this 1260-nucleotide messenger RNA. Its product is annotated as small ribosomal subunit protein eS4z. Gene Ontology annotation, cellular component: ribosome; cytosolic small ribosomal subunit. Gene Ontology annotation, molecular function: structural constituent of ribosome; RNA binding. NCBI's taxonomy places the organism in Eukaryota, Viridiplantae, Streptophyta, Magnoliopsida, Proteales, Nelumbonaceae. Gene Ontology annotation, biological process: translation. The record is from RefSeq and is a predicted model, not a curated record.
CAUCGUUCAGAACCCUAAAGCCGUCUCUUCUGCGUCGCCGUCGCUCUCCUCCCCCCACCCCCCAUCCCACCCCAAGCUCUGAUCGCUGCACCCCAGGCAGAAGAAUGGCUAGAGGGUUGAAGAAACAUCUGAAGAGGCUCAAUGCCCCGAAGCAUUGGAUGCUUGACAAGCUCGGGGGUGCAUUUGCUCCUAAACCAUCAUCUGGGCCCCACAAAGCCCGUGAAUGCUUGCCACUGAUCCUUAUUCUGCGAAACCGGUUGAAAUAUGCUCUUACAUAUCGUGAAGUUAUUGCUAUCUUAAUGCAAAGGCAUGUUUUGGUUGAUGGAAAAGUUAGAACAGACAAGACAUACCCUGCCGGUUUCAUGGAUGUUGUGUCAAUUCCCAAGACUAAUGAGAAUUUCCGACUUCUAUACGACACAAAAGGUCGCUUCCGCCUCCAUUCUAUCAAGGAUGAAGAGGCAAAGUUCAAGCUAUGCAAGGUCCGAUCAGUUCAGUUUGGAGACAAGGGUAUUCCCUACCUGAACACAUACGAUGGGCGCACCAUCCGCUAUCCAGACCCUCUAAUCAGGGCAAACGACACUAUCAAGCUUGACCUCGAGACCAACAAGAUCAUUGAUUUCAUUAAGUUCGAUGUUGGGAAUGUGGUCAUGGUGACUGGUGGUAGAAACAGGGGACGUGUAGGAGUCAUCAAGAACAGGGAGAAGCACAAGGGAAGCUUUGAGACUAUUCAUGUCCAGGAUGCAACAGGGCAUGAAUUUGCCACUCGUUUGGGUAAUGUUUUCACCAUCGGCAAGGGGACCAAGCCGUGGGUGUCUCUUCCCAAGGGAAAGGGUAUUAAGCUUUCCAUCAUCGAGGAAGCAAGGAAGCGCAUCGCAGCAGCAGCAGCAGCAGCAGCCUCCACUGCAUAAGUUGGCGAGUUGCAACUAGGCAAAGUUCUCUUUAGAGCUUUUCUUUCCGAGUCUUUUCGUUCAUACUUCUUCUGUUUUUAAUGGUUGAUUAAGUGGUAAACUGUUUCUCACAUAGAGUUUAGGUUUAUUGUUUUCUCCAUCAGUACAUCUUGUUGAAAAUUUUGUAGACGUUCAAUUUUUGAGAGAGGUUAAAACCGUUUUGCUUGGCACACUAUACUAUAUUACCGUGUCUGCUCACCUACUUAAAGUGAAACGUGGCUGAGUAGUUGAUAUUUGUUGCCUAUUGGGAUUGCAAAGGUAUCAUGUUGAACUGGAUAUGCAUAGAAUAUGGGAUUGGUUCUUUAUUUUUGGA